Molecule: messenger RNA, 10144 nt
Organism: Porites lobata
Lineage: Eukaryota; Metazoa; Cnidaria; Anthozoa; Scleractinia; Poritidae
Source: the annotation of a GenBank genome assembly
GCGCACAAGUAUUUCUUCGCUGAAUUCUUUUCGCUCCUUCGUGCCUUCUGAUCGGUUUUGCAAGCCUUUGUUCGAGGAGGUGAGUUCUUUUGGUUGUCUUUUUUGCUUUUGUGUUUAUUGAACUGUGAAUAAUUUCAUAGCUUCUCAAACCCAGAGUAAAUACAGUUGGUCAAGAGACCAAAUCGAACCAGCGUGUUCGCCACUGAAUUGAACUCUUGAACCAGCGUGUUCAUCAAUCGAACCAGCGUGUUCCCCCUGACUUUGGUCAUGUUGAACUGAACGUUUAACCGGCCAGCGUGCCUUUACAAAGAAAAUAUCAAUACCAAUUUCCGGGUAAACUGACGGACAAUACUCUUUGAAUCAGCGUAUUCUCAUAUCGAAUCAGUGUGUACUCAAAUCGAGUCAAAGUAGUGUAAGGAGAAAACGUGUCAGUCUGUUUAUAAUUAUAUCACGGUUCAAUUCACACAGUUAUCAGGUAUUAUGCUGUGUUCAUUGUGCGUAUUAUUCUCGCUGAUAUUAUAUAAUGACAAUGUGAAUAUUGGGGGAAAUAUGAAGUUUUCCAGUUACUCAAGUUUAUAUUGUUUUCGACUUUACGAUAAGCUUACAUAUAUUGCGAUUUAUAGGGGAAAAUAUUUACAACGGAGAAUUCCACACGCUUCGCGUGGAAGCUUUAAUCCUUACAUUAUAACCAACAAAGAAGCACAUAUUAUAAAUGGAAAUAUAACAGAGGGUAACAUUAAGAAUAACAAGGCAACCUCUGGCAGACAACUGUCACUGGAAACGAAUGACAAUCGAAGGCAUUUUAUGAAUUAUUGCUUGACCCAUCCAGGCAGGUAUUCUUGUGCAGUGGACUCUUUUCUUGAACUCGCUUUUGCUAUUUUUGGAGAUUCGUUACAACAUAUUGAGCGUAAUGAGUUUUUUGAAGCAUUAUACGAAGCAUGUUUACAUUUACAAAAUUGUAAUGUGGAUACAGAUAUGAGCCUUAUUAGAGAACCGGUUUGGUCCUAUUUGAGACAGCGUUGCAACUCAUUUGCUUCAAUGUCUGCACAUGCUGUAUUUAGUGACAUAUUUACAUUAAACACAGUUGGAACUAUGAACCAGCAGUUGGAAUCACUUUUUCUCAUACGUCAGAAAAAUCAGUCUGUUUGUUCAUCCUGCAACAAUGAAAUUGUCAAAAAUACAUGUAUAUUCGUUAUUUAUACUACUUGCCAAAAUUUGGGUCACAGCGUAUUUCAAAAUUGCAUUUCUGAUGCAAUACUUCCAAGUAGCAGAGCACUUUUCUGUGAUUUGUGUCAACAGCAUUCUGGGGUUGUUUCAGUGCUGCAACAUUUUGUUACACUUCCAAAAUUUUUACUUGUAGAACUUUCAUCGGCCUGUAUCAGUCAAAUAUACUUUCCCCUCUCUAUGGAUGUAUUAGGUGAAGGUUAUUAACUCAAAGGCAUGGCACGUUGUAUAAGUCCUCAUUUCACAAUAGCUGUAAAUAAUUACAGUGAAUGGAUAUAUAUAGAUGAUUUGUGUGUUUCAGUCAGACGUUUUGCCUCAAUUCAGGAUCUUUUGAAUAGUUAUCCCAAUGGUUGGUUUUUUGCUAUAUUUGGAAAGUCUUUAUGCACAGUUCCAAAUGAUUUACAGACAAACUUCAUGCCUUGCCAAACAUCUCUUUUAGCUGACAAAUGCCAUAAAACUGUGGAAAGUGUAACACAACCUCAAGAGCGUGAAAUGUGUUUCAUAUCUGACAAAUUCAACUUCUCUCCAUGUCAAACUGAGCGUAAAACUCAACAAGAUAUGUGUAAUGAGAAGAAAAGAAGACGAUCAGAGAUAAUGAGAAAUUACAGAGCAAAAGUAAAAUGUUAAAAAGGAAGUGAAACUGAUAGGAGGCUUAAGUUAGAUGCACAAAAAAGUUACAUGAAGGAAUACAGAAAAAAAAAAUCAGCUAAUACAAAUGACAUAGACAAAUUGAAAAACAGAGCUAAACAAAACAACUACAACAGGCAGUAUGGAAAGAAAAAACUAUUAUCCAUAAAUGAAACCGAAAAACUGAAAAAAAAAGACCAAGAAAAAAGAAUACAUGAAGAAAUACAGGAGAAAAAUGGAAAAAUCCUUAAAUGACUCCAUGUGUAAAAAGCAAAUUGUUGACAAUCAAACUGCAUGUACAGCAGGAACAAAGUUGGCCAAUAAAAGGCCAAAAUAUUGUCCUGUAUUAAGUCAUGAUCAGUAUUUAUCACUAUUUGAUGCUAUGAAGUAUGGACAGCUACAUGAUCAAAAAUGGGCAGCAGUAAAUAUGAAGAAGUUUCAUGAGUCCAUGAUUUUCAAAAUCUGGCAUUGCCAAGUUUGCCAUGAGGCAUGGCCAUUGUCAGUAAAAAACAAAAAGGUAGCACAAUAUAUUUGUUCAAGAUGUGUACGAGAUAAAAACAGCAUUAAAAAGUUUUCAGCGGAAAAUAAUAUGAUUCCUUCCCCUGUUCCUAAAGAAUUACAAGGUUUAACCCAAAUAGAAGAGAUGUUAAUUGCACAUGCUUUUCCAGUUAUUAGUGUUUACACAAAACCAGGUGGACAAAGAGCAUAUAAAGGUCACUGCAUCAAUUUCCCACAAGACAUCCAAGAGCUUGCAGACACAUUGCUAAGAUAUCCAAAAGAACUUCCUAUAAUGGUCAUAACAGUGAAGGGCAAAGAUAACACUAGCAAAGAUUUAAUUGUUCGAAGACAAAAAGUUUGUAUGGCUUUGCAUUGGUUAGUUGAGCACAAUCCUGUCUACAAGAACAUUAAAAUUGACUUAAAUUGUUUAUCUUCCCUUCCAAUUGAAGGAAUUCCCAGUGACUUAAAGAAAGUCCACUGUGCUGUGGACAGUGAGCAUGAAAUAGAUCCAGAUAGAGGUCCACUUGAUACUGAUGAAAUACCAUUUAAUAGUGAAACAGAGAUAAGCAGCACUUUAUUAAAUCCUGUAGUUUUGAAGCCACAAAAGCAGCUAAUAAAAGACGAACUUUUACAACAGCACAAAGCUACAUGGCCUAGUAGAGAAACCAAUCCGUUAAGUGAAUUCAAAAUUCAGCUACUAGCAACAAUGGCUUUUCCCACUCUCUUCCCUGAUGCUAUUGGAGAUCCAACCAAUACUGCCACAAUGCGAGAUGUAACCCUAGGUGAUAAAGUAAAGCACUUGAUAAAGUUUGCUGAAAACAUCAAUGGCGAAUGGGUGUACAGAUUUGUGUGUCAUCCACGAUUUGCUUACUGGGCAUUUAAUAUGAUCCAAGGGCACAGACUUCUUAGUCAGGGUAGUAUAUUUCUUAAGCAACAUCCAGGUGAGGCGCAGCUAACUGUAGAACAACUCAAACAAAUGCUUACUUCUAAUAGCUAUUCUUCGCUUAUGUCUAAGCUGAUGCAUUAUGCCAAAAAUAUAACUGGUAGUAGUGCUUAUUGGCAUAAAUCAAAAGAAGACUUAAAGGCUACAAUAACUCAAAAGGGACCACCCACAAUAUUUUUUACUUUAUCAUGUGCAGAAUAUCACUGGCCAGAGUUUCACAACUUGUUGAAGAAAAGUAGCAAUGAAAAACUGACUCCAGCCGAUAGGCAAAAACAUGUUUUGGACAACCCACAUCUCUUAGAUUGGCUGUUUUCUGAAAGAACUGAUCGUUUUGUUAAGUAUUGGUUGAAGGAUUCAUUGCAGGCUUCGUGGGAUUGGUAUAGGUAUGAAUAUGCUGUCCAAAGAGGUUCUAUCCAUUGUCAUGGAGUUGCUAAGUUGAAAAAUGACCCAGGAUUAUGUUCCCUCACAGAGAAGGCCCUUAAGGGAUACUUGGCUUCAAAAUAUAGAUAUGAAAAAAAAAAAAUACGCUGUCUAAAGAACAGAUUCUAAAUAUGGAUAAUGAAAUACAUGAAGGCAAAGAAGCUGAGUUAAUUGUUUGCAGAUAUGUUGACUUUUUGUUGACAACCUGGAAUCCUUGCUCUCCUGAUGACGGAUGGUCAAAACCAGAAAUUCACCCAUGUCAAAAAUCAUAUCUUUCAUUAAAAGCAAAUGAAAUAGCAGAUGAUUAUGUACAUUUGUUAAAUUCAGUGGAGAGACAUACUACAUGUAGUACUAAAUGUAACCCUAUUUGGGAAAAGGGGGAUUAAGGUGAAUUUAGAAAACAACGUUCUAACGCGUUUAAUCGGCUUUGUCGAAAAGCAUGGAAACGCAUUUUGUAUGCGUUUAAACAGAUUUUUAAUGCGUUUAAACAACCGGCUCUGUUGCACGUCAAUAUUGCAUUUCGUAUGAUGGAAAGUAAGCUAAUUUAGUUGUAUUUGCAUGAAUAAAUUACCAGUGUUUUAUUAUAUGAAAUGCGAAGAUUAGGGUGCAUGUCUUCCAACUCACUGUGUCAAAAUGAUCAAUUCACCAGCAACUUACCUUUUGCCUUUCCUUUCUACAUAGCAGACGGCUAAAAAAUUGCAUUGCAGUAAUCAUCACAUUCCGUCUAUAAUAUCGUUUUUUCUGUGGCGCCUCAUGUACACCGACUUUAGCCCACUUGCAGUGCAAGAAUGUCGUGCUAUCAACGGAGCAACCAAACAAUUAGCACACGCAGGAAAGAAGAUGCGCUUUUCGAGUCUUCCUAAGAAUGGAGCAAGCAGUCGAAUUUGAGCCUACGGAUUCUGUAGUUUUCAUGUUGAAUACAAUAGCCAACAAUAUUGCUCAAAGAAACGCAAACUACCUAACGACGCUUCAAAAUGUUUCUAUCGGCAUAUCGGGCUUCACCAACAGGCUGGUCAAUCCUUUUUCUCAAGCUUGUUUUAAUCUUUUUAUGCUCUUUAAAACCUUCACAUUCGACUCCUUCGUUUUUCCUCUUCAGAAUUUUUGGCGACAAAAGCACGUCGCCAGAAGCGAAGCAGAAUCGAAGAAAUAAUGGCGCAAGCCUUCGUCAUGUAUUUUCGCAUUCAGGGUCACUGGUCACGAUGUCGUGACGCUCUCCCCGUAACAACAGAAAAUAUCAGCUUUUCGCCCGCUUUUAUAACGAGAAAACUUUGACUGUACCUCUAAGGAAUGUGAGUAAGCUUGUGCGCAGGGAAGAUCACUUAUUGAAUAAACCUCCAAAUUCUAUGUGUUAUGAAUCAAGGUUUCAAUAAAUUUCAUUCCGUGACUGGCAAGUGUGGGAAUGUUAUUGCUAAUUCCCUUGAGACAUCCUAGGCUGUAAUCUAAUUGGUCGGCAGCUUUGCAGGAGAUCCCAUUACAUAUCUAGGCAAACAUUUGCCACCGUUGAAUGAAGGGCGCAAACAUUCAUACAUUGUAAGUUUUUUGCAUCUAGUUCUGUUUCGAGAUGGAAGUUCUGUUGAUGUUUUUGGAUGGAACAGCUCAAAGGUAUUUGAAAACAACGGCACUGUACAGUGAAUUCUACGCUAUAAAGUACCGACGAAUCGAACCAAAGCAAGCAACACAGAUACAAGAAUCUUAGCUGGGGUACGCAUGCACUUACAAGAUUAAAACGUUCACGAUAAUGUACGUUCCUUAGUCCAUUGUAAAAUUUAACGACGACCAAAGUAAAAUUGGGUUGAAUUCGGUCAUGAAAAAAGUGUAGCAGAUCGUGGAUCAUGGAAAAAACGUCAAGGUGAGCGAUGUCAGGCUUACGUUGUUGCAGCGAAUCAAAAAUCAUUUGGUUUGUGUCCGUGCAAACGUUAUGUAGCACAAUCGCUCUUAUUCUCUUUAUUUUUAAAAAAGAUAAACUUCAUUGUCUGCAUGUUAAUGCAUGUUCUUACAUUUAGAUGAGUGACCGUGAUUGCUGAAUAUUUACAAAGCGAGACUGUUGCAGAUUUGUUAUGUCACGUGCUUUUUGUAACGAUAUCGCGCGUGGAUUAAAAGUAUCAGUUGCAUUUUGACUUUCUUGUGGUUUUUACACCGUUACUGUACUAAGGCCUUGUCAACUCCUCUACCAUGUCUCAUGAUUAUUGCAUUAUUGAAGUCUGCAAUUCGUUUUUUUUUUUGUACUGACGAGUGGUAGGCCAUUACCGGUAACAACAUUUUAUCUUUUUCGAAGCCACUUUGCAGCCCAGAUCGUGAUUCGAAUUUUCUGCACCGCUGCUACAGCGCGCUGUUUAUCGCUCCAUCAUGUAAUAUUCAUUCGUACAUUCCUCACUUCAGCUGAAGUUUAUGCUCAUGAUUUAUGUACUGAGUCACCGAGUAUUUAGUGUUUUGUUUUCUUCCUCGAAGAACUCCGCCAUAUUUGGUUGGACUUUCGAUCCCGCAUUUCCUCUCCGUUCCGAGUCCUUGAAUUAAGUUUUCGAUGGUUUGUCGAGCUGCAUUGCUUCAAAUAAAUCAGAGUAACCCCGGAUGACACCCAAUAAUGAAGCAAGUGUCCAUGUAAUUAUGCGCUCAUUUGAGGUAAAUUAACAGCGUUUAAACGCGUCGUUUGUAUAAAGCUCUUUCGACUUAAAAAUCUUUCGCACGCGUGUUUUGUGUGUUUAAACGUUGUUUAAAUACGUUUAAACGGUGUUUUAACACGUUUACGUUUAAAACGAUAGAAAACACGUUUUUUUGUUAUUCACCUUAAUCCCCCUUUUCCUAAAUAAGGUCACAAAUAUUGUCUUCAACAAGAUGACAAAUCUGAAUUACAUUGUAGGUCAACUUUCCUUAUGACAACUGUGCUGAAACAAGACUUGAAUUUGAACCAGUUAACACAAAAACUGGUGACAUAAAAUAUAAAGCUGUCAUUGUCACAAAACGAAAUGAUUCUAGAUUGAAUCGUCAUCAGCAAUUACGGCUUCAAGGGUGGAGAGCAAAUUGUGAUAUUCAAAUUGUUAUAGAUUAUCAUGCAUGUCUGGAAUAUCUUGUUAAGUACACAUCAAAAGCUGAAAAAGCAUCUUCUGUAGUCAAAAAUGCUUUCACCAAUGUUAUUAACAAAAUGAAUGAAACUUCUGAUACUCCUGGUGCCCUUAAACAAGUUAUGCUGAAAACUGUUGGUCAAAGAGACUACUCUAUUCAAGAGGUCAUGCAUCAUUUACUGUCAAUAAAAUUUGUAAGUGCAACUAAUGAGGUUAUCACUGCAUCACUUGAUGGAUCGAGAAGAGUCCAACUUGGAGCAAACCACCAAAUUUGUACUGUUCCUUCAAUAGUUGAUAUCUAUGCUGAACGUCAUAACUAUCUCAAGGUAGAUCCACAAUUAUUAGAGUACAAUUUUUGUCAGUUUGCAUCAAAAUUUAUUUUUAAAGGUUCAAAACUUCACCAAAGAGGAAAAACGGUAAUUGUGAAAACCUACCCUAAUUAUUCAUCCAAUCCAAAAAAUGAAGACUAUGGUUUAUUUUGUAAAUAUCAGUUGCUUAAAUACAAACCCUGGCAAUGUACACCAGAUGAUGCUUGGGAUAACCUUGAACAAUCUGAGGAGACAUACACGGCAUGUUGGAAACAAUUCUUAUCAACAGAUACUGCAAAAUCCUUAGUCCCUGAUUGGGAAACCAAACUGCAAGCUGUAAACAGCUACAUGUACAUAACACCCUUAGACAAUGAUUCUCUUGAAGAAGAUAACAAUGCAGACAAUGAAAGAGAGGAGUGGAUGCUCAUGGCAGAAUUAAAUAUUCAAACAAAUGAUUUUUAUGAGCAAUCCACACUUGUACAACAGGCAUAUUGGCAUCAGGUAUAUCAACAUUUCACAACAGAGGAAAUAAAUGCAAUGCCUCUGUGGAUAAACAGAGAGAAAAACAGAAGUAGUUCUCACUCUUUAUGCUCAACAAGAAUUGUAGAUACUUCAACUUUUAGUGAAAUGCAGCGAGUAGCUUAUGAUAUUUUUUUCAAUCAUUUUAGUAGCAGUGAACAAAAUCCUUUACGCCUUCUUAUUAUGGGUAUUGCAGGAACAGGAAAAAGUUAUGUAAUUGAUUCUUUAAGGAAUUUGCUUCAGACAAAAUGUAGGGUCUUGGCUUACACAGGAAAAGCAUCUUUCAAUGUUAAUGGAGUCACCCUACAUUCAUUGCUUAAAUUACCUCUUGGAACAAAGAGAAACUGUGAUUUAAAAGGGAUACCUUUGUAACUGCUUCAAACUAAUCUUGAGAAUGUUCAGUACUUAAUAAUUGAUGAAUACUCUUUUGUUGGCCAGAGUUUGUUAGGAUGGAUUGAUAGUCGUUGUAGACAGGCUACUGGACGGACAGACACCACUUUUGGUGGUAUUUCUGUUAUUCUUGUGGGUGACAUAGCUCAGUUACCACCUGUAGGUGAUAAACCACUUUACCAUUCUCUACCAAAAACAGAAAGACAAAUGCAAGGUCUUCUGCUGUAUCAUGAAUUCAAGAAAGUUGUUAAAUUGACUGUUAAUCAGAGAGUUCAAGGAAGUGAUAUUGAGCAAUCCAAUUUUAGGGCAUUAUUAACCCUAGCUCGUUAUGGCGACUCAACUAUGUCAGACUGGGAGUCAUUAAUUUUUCGAACUCCACAUAAAGUGAAUAAUAUUAAUGAUUUCAGACAACAUUCAGUAAGACUUUGUUACCACAAAGAAAAAGUUGCAGAAUUAAACAUGAGUAAACCUAAAAGUUUGAAUUAACCAAUAGCCAUGAUUAAGGCAUGUCACUCUCUUGGUGCACAAACUAUAAGUGCUGAUGACAUGGGGGGCCUCGAGCCUGUUAUUUACUUGUCAAAAGGUGCCAAAGUCAUGUUAACUAUGAAUCUCUGGACUGAUGUUGGUCUUUGCAAUGGAGCAAUAGGGACAGUACUUGACUUUGUUUAUGCCGAGGGUCAGCAACCUCCAUGUCUUCCUAUAUGUGUACUGGUUCAGUUUGAUGAGGAAUACAAAGGACCUUCAGUUUCUUCUACGUUUCAACAUUGUGUUCCAAUUUGUCCCAUUACCCAAGUUUCUGGAAGCUUGGGACAAAGAUAUGAAAGACAGCAAUUACCAUUAAGAUUAGCCUGGGCAAUGACAAUUCAUAAAUGUCAAGGUCUAACCCUCAGUAAAGCUUGGAUUGAUUUAGGGUCAUCAGAGAGAACUCUUGGAAUUACAUAUGUUGCUUUAAGUAGGGUGAAGAAAAUUCAAGAUAUGGUUAUUGAACCAGUGACACUAGAAAGAUUGCAAGCUGUGAAAAAGUUGACUAAUUUUAAGUUCCGAUUAGAAGAAGAAAAGCGUCUUGAUUUGUUAGCUAAUGAAACACUUAAGUCACAUUUUACAAUGUCUUAGAAUACUUUUUUCGUACCUUUAGAUACUAUUUCAAAACAAUUAAAACUAGUAAUACACUCUUCACAAAAUGUUUCUUUAAUCAGAGAUCAAAAUAAAAAGAUUUUGAUCUCCUGUCCCUGUAGUAACUGGUGGCAAAUGAUGUGGGCAAACCUUUCACGUUUUAUCUUGUCUUUUUUUUUGGGGAGAAAAGCAAAUGCUUUGUGCUAAAAAGUAAAACCUCAAUAGUUAAAAAUCCUUUUCCUACAGUGUAUAUAUAGUUUACAGAUAAUUUUGGUAUGUUGUUUUCAGAUCUCCAACCAAUUAAGUCAUGUCAACAAUAAAGUCAGACAACACAAACUCAGGUAAGUAUGUGUGGCUGUAGUUCUAAAUAAUUAUUUUAAGGUUUUAACCCCAAACUUAAUAAAACAGGAAGCAUAUUCCUGUUUUCUUCAGUGCAGAGGCUAUGGGAAGGUGACACGACAGUUACUGCAGAAUUGAGUACUAAAAAAUAGGAAUUGUCACAUUUCAUUCAAUUCAUUACCUGAAGCAGCCCUUCAUAAUCUUCACACUAAAGUCUACUUAAAGUUUUUCUGACCAUAUUUGGUUUCAUAAAGAUGGAAAAUUGUAUUAACUUGUUGAACAUUAAUAUUUCACAUUUCUUAUCUCAUUUUAAUUUUAUUUCCCCUUUCUUAGAUAAUCACCGUGGCUACAUUCAGAAUUUAAGCCCCAUUAAACGCUCACGAAAUCAAAAUCAGUGGUUCGAUUUUGACCUCCAAACCAGCCCAUCCAAGUUGAGAAGAGUUGUGGGAUUUAAUAUUGCAAGUCACUCCACAUUACAAGAACAUGAGGCAUCAAAAACAGCCGUAACCUUCAAAACACUAAGGAAAAUGACAAUAAUCAAAUCAUAUUCAACCAACAAUCAAUGGUCAGGGUUGCGCCAACCUUUGACAUUGAUUUUGACUAUCAGCCCAUCCAUCAAUCUCAAAAGACUGUACCCUCAGCUCAGCCUGCCAAAAAGAUUACACUUGAAGAGCUCCCCACACUUCAAGUCAAUCAGAAAGUGA